Molecule: messenger RNA, 686 nt
Organism: Triticum aestivum (bread wheat)
Lineage: Eukaryota; Viridiplantae; Streptophyta; Magnoliopsida; Poales; Poaceae
Product: zinc finger BED domain-containing protein RICESLEEPER 1-like
Exons: 4
Coding region: 18-539 (173 amino acids)
Molecular function (GO): protein dimerization activity
Source: RefSeq, a predicted model, not a curated record
CGAGGUGUAGGACUGAGAUGAAAAUCGUGGAGAAAGAGUUGGCGACCUUGUAUGACAAAUGUGUUUCCCAAGAUAAGCGAGCUGGAAAUGGAGAAAGUGUAUCUUCCUCUAUAAACAUUCCUAGUAUCCCGGUUCAAGCUGGGUAUGAGUCCUUCUUAUCGUCCCGUUCAACAAGAAUAUCAAAGAGUGAGUUGAGGAACUACUUAGAGGAUGCGGUUGAACCUCGCAACAAGGCUCUUGAUCUUCUUGGUUGGUGGAAAGUCAAUGCUCCUAGGUACCCAAUUAUGGCCAAGAUAGCCAGGAGGUUCCUUACUAUCCCGGCUACCUCCGUGUCUUCAGAAUCUACCUUCAGCACGACCGGAAGGAUUUUAGAUGACUACAGGAGUUCGUUAAAACCGGUUAUGGUGGAGGCAUUAGUUUGUGGUGCAAGUUAUAUAAAGGGUGCUCACGUUGACUUGAAUCUGGUGCCGAGGGAUGAGAAUGAAGAGGAUGAUGUUGAAACCAUCAAGUUACCCAUCGUGGAGGAGAUCAACGAUUGACACUCAUCAUGUGGAUGUUGAUCUUGAUCUUGCUAUUUUGGAGACGAAUGUCAAAGUGAUCUUUCUCAUGGGAAGGCUACUUUUGCAUUUGGGUUAUGUUCGAACUUGUCAAGUCAUGAACUGUGAAAUGUCACAGCUAGCUUGGAG